Nycticebus coucang (slow loris) is the source of this 2380-nucleotide messenger RNA. RefSeq names its product keratin, type II cuticular Hb5. Gene Ontology annotation, biological process: intermediate filament organization; keratinization. The coding region runs from base 32 to 1555 and encodes 507 amino acids. Lineage: Eukaryota; Metazoa; Chordata; Mammalia; Primates; Lorisidae. The transcript has 9 exons. Gene Ontology annotation, molecular function: structural constituent of skin epidermis. The record is from RefSeq and is a predicted model, not a curated record. Gene Ontology annotation, cellular component: keratin filament.
CAGCCUCUCAGACUCUGCACACAGCCCUGCCAUGUCCUGCCGCUCCUACAGAAUCAGCUCAGGAUGUGGGGUCACCAGGAACUUCAGCUCCUGCUCAGCCGUGGCCCCCAAAACUGGCAACCGUUGCUGCAUCAGUGCGGCCCCCUACCGAGGGGUGUCCUGCUAUCGGGGGCUGACGGGCUUUGGCAGCCGCAGCCUCUGUAACCUGGGCCCCUGUGGACCCCGCAUGGCCGUUGGGAGCUUCCGCGCUGGCUCCUGCGGUCGCAGCUUCGGGUACCGCUCAGGCGGCGUGUGCGGGCCCAGCCCACCCUGCAUCACCACCGUGUCGGUCAACGAGACCCUCCUCACGCCCCUCAACCUGGAGAUUGACCCCAACGCCCAGUGCGUCAAGCACGAGGAGAAGGAGCAGAUCAAGUGCCUCAACAGCAGGUUUGCCGCCUUCAUCGACAAGGUGCGCUUCCUGGAGCAGCAGAACAAGCUGCUGGAGACCAAGUGGCAGUUCUACCAGAACCGCCAGUGCUGCGAGAGCAACCUGGAGCCCCUGUUUGCUGGCUACAUUGAGACGCUGCGGCGGGAGGCCGAAUACGUGGAGGCCGACAGUGGGAGGCUGGCAGCGGAGCUCAACCAUGUGCAGGAGGCCCUGGAGGGCUACAAGAAGAAGUAUGAAGAGGAGGUGGCCCUGAGAGCCACGGCAGAGAACGAGUUUGUGGUUCUAAAGAAGGACGUGGACUGCGCCUAUCUGCGGAAAUCAGACCUGGAGGCCAAUGUUGAGGCCCUGGUAGAGGAGUCCAGCUUCCUGAAGCGCCUCUAUGAAGAGGAGAUCCGUGUUCUUCAAGCCCACAUCUCAGAUACCUCAGUCAUUGUCAAAAUGGACAACAGUCGGGAUCUGAACAUGGAUUGCGUUGUCGCUGAGAUCAAGGCCCAGUAUGAUGAUGUUGCCAGCCGUAGCCGGGCCGAGGCCGAGUCCUGGUACCGCAGCAAGUGUGAGGAGAUGAAGGCCACGGUGAUCAGGCACGGGGAGACCCUGCGCCGCACCAAGGAGGAGAUCAACGAGCUGAACCGCAUGAUCCAGAGGCUGACGGCCGAAAUCGAGAAUGCCAAGUGCCAGCGUGCCAAGCUGGAGGCAGCUGUGGCCGAGACUGAGCAGCAGGGCGAGGCAGCCCUCAGUGAUGCCCGCUGCAAACUGGCUGAGCUGGAGAGCGCCCUGCAGAAGGCUAAGCAGGACAUGGCCUGCCUGCUCAAGGAGUACCAGGAGGUGAUGAAUUCCAAGCUGGGCCUGGACAUCGAGAUCGCCACCUACAGGCGCCUGCUGGAGGGCGAGGAGCACAGGCUGUGUGAAGGCGUGGGCUCCGUUAAUGUCUGUGUCAGCAGCUCCCGUGGUGGAGUCUCCUGUGGGGGCCUCGCAUACAGCACCACCCCAGGGCGCCAGAUCACCUCCGGCCCCUCGGCCACAGGGGGCAGCAUCACAGUGAUGGCCCCAGACUCCUGUUCGCCCUGCCAGCCCCGCUCCUCCAGCUUCAGCUGCACGAGCAGCCGGUCCGUCCGCUUCGCAUAGUAGAGCCCAGAGCCGUGGCCUCCUGCCAAGCGCCUGCCCCGCUGUGUCAGCCAGGCACUGAAUGUGUGUGAAUGGAAAACGCGUGCUUGCUUCCAGAAUCUUCCAGAUGUUCCUACAGAAAGAAAGACCCUCAGGCCGCUCUCUUCCACCUUCUUCUUUUGGGGAGUUGUGUCCUAGCUCUCAUGGUGGCUUCAGUUUAGAGUCAUUCCCAGCCUUUCACUUAACUCCAGCCUGGCUCCUAAAUACCUGCGGCCAAUUUGUAUUAUUUGUAUUAUUUGUAUUAUUCACCAUGCUCUGGUCAUCCAGAGAUGAUGGACAGCAUGGGAGUUUGGCCUUCCCCUGGGUCAAGGCACCAUCCUAACGGACCCUGCCAGGCCUCCCAUGACUGAGAGUCAGACAGACAGAGCCUCCCCACAGGGAAGGGUGGUCUCCACAGCGAGCACCUGCCCGUUUAUUCUUGCGCGUGCUUCACUUGUCUCUUUGACUUGCUUCUUCUGGCUUAACUUGUUCCAGCCAGACUCCUCCUGCGACCUCCCAGGCAAGAGGCCCAUUUAUUGUGGGGGAAUGCUUUCCACCUACAGCCCUCUGGUUAGGGGACUUUGGGCAGGCCUUGCUGUCUGACACCUUUAUACAUUUCAAAGAAGACUCCUGAAGUUGCUCCAGACUUCCCCCUGCUGGGUGCAGGAGGGGACUGUCCAAUGCAGAGCUGGCGGGAUGGAGGAGAAAUGUAGGCGGCUUCUGGGUCCCUCUCUCGUUAUGACUGUGGGUGCCUUGCCUUCUGGGUUGUCUCAAUCUGUGUUUCAAUAAAUGCUGCUGCCAAGCAAG